Diorhabda sublineata is the source of this 1038-nucleotide messenger RNA. RefSeq lists its product as uncharacterized. The transcript has a single exon. The record is from RefSeq and is a predicted model, not a curated record. Lineage: Eukaryota; Metazoa; Arthropoda; Insecta; Coleoptera; Chrysomelidae. Bases 1 to 1038 code for a protein of 345 amino acids.
AUGGCUUCUUUUAAAACCAGUCAGCCUAGUGUUGAUUUUCGAGGGGAACAAGGACAUUGUUGCUUUAGUAUUUGCGGACAAAUUUAUCAUAUGCUCGGUGGGAUACCGAAAUCUCAAGAUCUUAGGAAUCCCACUUUGAAUCACUACUAUUUUCUCGAUAGCGAAGAGGCGCUCGAACAUCGUAACGAAUUUUUACAAUCUAGAAUGUCUCCGGCUACCUUGAGAAUAGUAGAAGAAUCAUUACGGGCAUGUGAUAAAUAUAUGCAAGCUUAUAAAACCGUCGGAGAAAGGGUGCGCGAAGAACGUCGGCGACGACAAUUGGAUAAAGACGGUGAUUCCGAGCGUAGAUUAAUCGUGGGUAUCGUUGCCAAAGGAAACAUCAAUAAUCAACGUCGAAAUUAUAAUUUGCCCGAAAGCCGCAGCGAAAUAGCUGCAGUCUUUCAAGGGGACGAGCCUCCCUUCCAAGUGGAUCUAAUUUUGUAUCCACAUAACCCUUCUGCAUCUCAGCCUCAUAUGAGGCAUCACGAAUUAAAAAAUCUCUCUCCAUUGGCAGAUCCGAUGGUUUACCCACUGUUAUUUCCCAAAGGAGAUAAUGGUUAUUCUCAAGAUUUAGUCUAUUCUGACAGAAGACUAAAUCGAAAUAACAAAACCAAAAGCAUUACAUUCGGCGAAUUUUACACGUACCGUACACAAAUUCGUGAAGGUUUUCCUACCUUACAAUGCGGAGGAAAAUUGUAUCAACAAUAUAUUGUUGAUGCAUGGUGUAAGAUAGAAUCUAGUAGAUUAUGGUAUUUGCGACAAAACCAAGAAAAAUUUCGAGUCGCCCAUGAAACAGUUUUGCGUCGUAUAAAUAUCAAUCGCCAAGAACGCAAUUUAGCGCAAAUCGGCAAAUCGAUAGUUAUAUUACCAUCAAUAUUUCAGGGUGGCGAACGGAAUCGUCAAAGGCAAUAUCUGGAUGCUAUGACGGUCAUCGCCCGUCACGGUAAACCGGAUCUGUUCAUAACGAUGACGUGUAUCCUCGGUGGCCCAAAGUUAUAG